Messenger RNA from Corylus avellana, 1284 nucleotides. It is a transcript of the gene GOLS4, whose product is annotated as galactinol synthase 4. Gene Ontology annotation, molecular function: glycosyltransferase activity. The record is from RefSeq and is a predicted model, not a curated record. NCBI's taxonomy places the organism in Eukaryota, Viridiplantae, Streptophyta, Magnoliopsida, Fagales, Betulaceae.
AGAACUCGGGAGUCAGGAACAAAGGGUAUAUAGUAGGGACGUGGCAUCCUCAAGUUACCAAACAACCCCACCUCCAGUAAUCUCACAAAAAAACAUAUAUAUAUACAAUGGCCCCCGAAAUCCCUGUAGACGUGUUCACCGGAACCGGCAAGGUUUCUACGCUUCACGCCGGCUACUCUAAGAGGGCGUACAUAACAUUUUUGGCCGGUAAUGGCGACUACGUCAAGGGGGUGGUUGGUUUGGCAAAGGGUCUGCGCAAGGUCAAAAGUGCUUACCCUUUGGUGGUUGCAAUGUUGCCUGACGUGCCGGAGGAGCACCGUCAGAUCUUGCGGUCUCAAGGAUGCAUCCUCCGUGAGAUCGUGCCGAUUUAUCCGCCUGAAAACCAAACUCAGUUUGCUAUGGCCUACUACGUUAUCAACUACUCCAAGCUUCGUAUUUGGAAUUUUGAGGAGUACAGCAAGAUGAUGUAUUUGGAUGCGGAUAUUCAAGUGUUCGAGAACGUAGACCAUCUCUUUGACACGCCGGACGGCUACUUCUACGCCGUGAUGGACUGCUUUUGCGAGAAGACAUGGAGCCACGCGCUGCACCAUCAGAUUGGGUACUGCCAGCAGUGCCCGAAGAGGGUGCCAUGGCCUGCCGAGUUGGGUCCUGCUCCUGCCUUUUACUUCAACGCCGGCAUGUUCGUCUUCGAGCCUAGCCGUUUAACUUACGAGAAUCUUCUCGAGGUCCUCCAAAUCACUCCACCUACUCCGUUUGCAGAGCAAGAUUUCCUGAAUAUGUUCUUCGAAAAGGUGUACAAGCCCAUCCCCCCGGAAUACAACCUUGUUCUUGCAAUGCUAUGGCGCCAUCCGGAGAACGUGGAGGUUGACAAGGUCAAGGUGGUGCACUAUUGUGCUGCUGGAUCAAAACCAUGGAGGUACACUGGCAAGGAAGUAAACAUGGACAGAGAGGACAUUAAGAUGUUCGUAUCAAAAUGGUGGGAUAUUUAUAACGACGAGUCACUGGAUCUGAAGGAUGAAAACCCAGUUGUAGAGGAAGAGGCAUUCUCAAAGUCAUCGAUCAUGGCUUCCAUGCCUGAGCCCACAAUGUCCUACAUUCCUGCUCCCUCUGCCGCUUGAAGGGGAUCCGGCCGGAGAGUGUUUGGACGAUAUUGAUCGUGAUGUUGUAAUCCCAUCUUUUCUUUUCCUUGUAUCUUUUUCCCUAUUUUAUACUUUUUCUAUGCUGCUUGGCCUUUCCAUGUUGUGAGAGUUCAUAGGAAAUUAAUACAUGUAGAGUUUUUCUUAA